AUGAGAGCCCUCCUCUCUAUGCUCGUCAUUGCUUGCUUCAAUGGGAGUGAAGCAUUGAUAAGACGCAAACACGUCCGAAAUAAUAACAUCACGCAGUUUAAUUAUCAUGUCCAGCUCUCCUGUUCCGCAAUGCCCUAUUUUUGUUAUUACGGGUACUACUUGGAAUUCGAUUGGUUGUCCCCGGAUGAUAUGUUUACCCAUAUCCCAUUCCAUUGUGGAUCAGGAGUCUCCCAUCACUACGCCCAAUUUUCCUUUUUUGGAGACGAUCGCGACGAUUGGCAUAAGGAUCUGCAUCCCUUCAUUGAAAUUUACCACAACUGCACCCGAUCACACAACGUACUCCAGAUAACACGGAACUUCGACAGAGUGGCUGUUAAUGGAAGUCGUGUCGAAGAAUCGAUUGCUAUUGCAGCUAUCGACAAGGGUGUACCCACAAUGGUGGAAAUAAAUGCGGAAUUCAUGGAACACUCAUAUAAGGUCUCAUUCAUAUCACCAGAUGUCACCGCACGGGCCAAGCAAGGAAUCAAUCACUAUCCUGCUGAAAUCAAGGACUGGUUACAAUCGAAAACAAUUCAUCUUGAUGCAAGUGAAGUGAACAAAAACACGACACAAGUUCAAUUUGUGGAUCAUAAAUUGGAAUGGAUUCCAAUGGAAAAAUUCGAGGAAGAAGGAAGUGGUGUUGCUGCAGUUGUUCACAAUCCAUAG
Molecule: messenger RNA, 705 nt
Organism: Caenorhabditis remanei
Lineage: Eukaryota; Metazoa; Nematoda; Chromadorea; Rhabditida; Rhabditidae
Exons: 5
Coding region: 1-705 (234 amino acids)
Source: RefSeq, a predicted model, not a curated record